Amphimedon queenslandica is the source of this 974-nucleotide messenger RNA. Its product is annotated as max-like protein X. Gene Ontology annotation, molecular function: RNA polymerase II cis-regulatory region sequence-specific DNA binding; DNA-binding transcription factor activity, RNA polymerase II-specific; protein dimerization activity. NCBI's taxonomy places the organism in Eukaryota, Metazoa, Porifera, Demospongiae, Haplosclerida, Niphatidae. Gene Ontology annotation, biological process: regulation of transcription by RNA polymerase II. Bases 50 to 859 code for a protein of 269 amino acids. The record is from RefSeq and is a predicted model, not a curated record. The transcript has 10 exons. Gene Ontology annotation, cellular component: nucleus.
GGGUCUGGCACACCCUAACACUCCCCCCGUAACACACCUACGAGUAAAGAUGGCGUCUUCAAGGAAAUCUUCUCAAACUGAGGCGUACGAGUAUCCACACAGACACUCUUCCUUUAGCUCUUCCACCUCUAACAUUGAGCAUGAUCAUUCCCUUGAACACUCCCCUCUUGAUUCGCCCAAUGGCUCUGUUACUUCUGUUGGUCACACUGAUACUUCUUCAUCCAAACCACUCUACAAGAGCUCAUCAAUGGAAUUCCAUUAUCACGAUGAGAGUGAAUCAGAUGGAAACAUAUCUGGUGAACCCCCUCCAGAUCAGAAAUUAACUAAACGAGACAUUCAUUCAAUAAAUGAACAGAAGAGAAGGGAUUUAAUCAAAAAUGGUUAUGCUCAUUUACUGGAUCUUGUUCCAACUUGUCGUCCAUCAUCAGCUGGUAAUAGGCCAAGCAGAGCUGUCAUCCUCCAAAGAACAAUAGAUUAUAUAAUGUAUUUACACUCACAAGCCAUAAAACAGCAAGAUCAAGUUGAAGAAUUAGAAAAAGAAGUCAAGGCACUAUCAAUCAUGAAAGAAAACUAUGAGCAAAUAGCUAGGGCCCAUCAGAACACAGCUGCUACCAAUUCACAGCAACUUCCUGACUAUGUCAAGUUUAUUGUAUUUCGUGGGAUUGCUGACCAGUUAUUUCAAUCGUUCAACUCUAGUAUCGAUGUCACUAGCUUUGAUACUCUCUCCAGCUGCAUUAUAAACUGGUUAGAGGAGUGCUGUAAACCACAGACGUUACGUGAGAUAGUUCUCUCUAAUCUAAGAGUCGAUACACUAAAGCUACAACAACAGUCGCCACAGACAUCAGGCAAUACUAGUUGAUAUAACUAUGUCAAAACUUUGUUUUAUAACUUUCUGGCACAAACUUGUACAUAUACAUGCAGUUAUGGUAGCUUAUAAUUAUGUGUAAUAAUAAUUAUUAUUAUAAUUUUAUAUU